Messenger RNA from Scleropages formosus (Asian bonytongue), 2120 nucleotides. RefSeq names its product eukaryotic translation initiation factor 5A-1-like. Bases 272 to 739 code for a protein of 155 amino acids. Gene Ontology annotation, molecular function: RNA binding; ribosome binding; translation elongation factor activity. The record is from RefSeq and is a predicted model, not a curated record. NCBI's taxonomy places the organism in Eukaryota, Metazoa, Chordata, Actinopteri, Osteoglossiformes, Osteoglossidae. Gene Ontology annotation, biological process: positive regulation of translational elongation; positive regulation of translational termination. The transcript has 5 exons.
CGCACCGGCUCCGCCGAACCAGGCACCUGCGCAGAUGCGACGACGCCGUCUCGACGCUGGCUUUUGUGGUUACCGCCGGCGGACCUAGCGCCUGUUCGCCGCGCGACAACACAGCACGAGUGGAAUGAGAGCGCGGUAGAGCGCCGACGGAGCGAGACGAGGCGCCACCGACUGCAGGCGGCGGCGGGAAGCGCGAGAGCGGGACAGCGCGCGCGCACGGCGCUCACCUAGCCUAGUAGUUGUGGAGAAAAGCUCUCGAAACAGGGCCGACAUGGCAGACGCAGACCUGGACUUCCGGACGGGCGACGCCGGGGCCUCGGCCACCUUCCCCACGCAGUGCUCGGCCCUGCGCAAGAACGGCUUCGUCGUGCUGAAGGGGCGGCCCUGCAAGAUCGUUGAGAUGUCCACCUCCAAGACCGGCAAGCACGGUCACGCCAAGGUUCACAUGGUGGGUAUAGACAUCUUCACUGGGAAGAAGUAUGAGGACAUCUGUCCCUCCACUCACAACAUGGAUGUGCCCAAUAUCAAGAGGAUGGACUACCAGCUGAUUGGAAUACAAGACAGGUACCUGUCUCUGCUCCAGGACAGUGGUGACGUGCGGGAGGACCUGAAGAUGCCCGACGGAGACCUGGGCAGAGAGAUCGAAAGCAAGUUUGAGGCCGCAGAGGAGAUUCUGAUCACGGUUCUGUCUGCAAUGAACGAAGAGGCUGCAGUUGCCAUCAAAGCUAUGGCUAAGUGAGGCGCUACAGGUAAAUGGAGCUCACCUGUCAUCUCGCUGCGGCUGCCCGGCUGGCCCACGCAUGCUACACUAACAAGAAGUCAUCAAAACUUUGCACUGGCAGCAGCUGCACCGCGGUAGCAUUUGGUCAAGAAGUGCAUCACAAAUAUGUAAUAUAACUCCUGCUGUGUUCUGUACACUAGACACAAGGAGUCUGUUUACACUGUUUUACAUCCUACAUCUUUCAUAACAUCCAGCUUCUAAUGAAUCACCUGGUAGGUCCAAGUAUCACCGGCAACUGAGCUGCUGUUUCCUUACACCAGUGUGUAUGUGCAUGAAAUUCUGACCGCAUGUCACUGUAGUCAAUGAGCUGAUAUUUAGAUCACGAUACGAGGAGGACCGUACACUACCGCGGGUACCGUGAGUUCAUGUUCAUUGUCGUCCCACAUCAAUAUUUAAUAAUUAAAUAAUUGACUGUUCUAAUUGGGCCCCAGAAGGUGUUCUAACUGUCCAGUUGUAGGAUGGGCAUGUUUGGUGGUUUGUUUCUUGAUGCAUUUGCUCACAUGUGAUCGGUCUGUGAGAACUUCUGUGGCAUUUUCAGUCUUCUCCUUCCUGAAACUUUGCCUUUUGUCUCUUCUGUUGCUUGCUGCUUGCUGCUUCCUUCUCAGGAACUGACAACACACACAGCUUGUUUAAAGAAGAGCAUAUGACCUCUAUGGCGAUUCUGCUUCCUCUCUUCCCGACUCUUGUUCUUUCUCUCUCUGCUCACCUUUCGAGUGGCACUAGACAAUAAAUGUGGUGAACAAUUGGGGAAAAAUGUCCACAUAUACAAGGUAUACGAACGCAGGUGAGCGAAGUGGAAGGUGCAUAUUCUCGUGCUCGCCCUACAGCGGAGAUGGGGUGUUGUACACGGCCGUGUACCGCGUUGAGGUCAGCCUGCUGCUUCUAAUGGCCGCAGCACUUCACGCGGCAUCCUAUGUUUCUGCCGACCGGUGUCCAGGGGCGCUGUGGGCCACUCAACUGUAGCCCACUGGCACCAUCACGGGGAUGGGGAAAGGAACUGAUGCAGAUACGGACCGCGGGGGCUGGAGAAGAGUCAGUAAAGAGUAAAUGUGUUUUCCUAAACGCCAAUGCGUGUUGAGCUCCCGCGCACAUUGGGUCUUUGCCAAAAUGGGCGUGAACUCAAAGCAGGUCCCACUCCCUGGGCAACCGUGACCCUGAGCAGAGAGCUGCUUGAGGACGGACUGGUCCACGGCUAUGGCCAAAUACCACGUGUACGGAAUCAUCGUGCUUUGAAUUUCACAAACCCCAUCGUAAUGCAGAUCUGUUGUUUACAUAUUCAGCUGUAUUGUUUAUACAAACUUACUGUCGUGUUGCACGUGCAAAGCUGUAACGUUCUCGU